UUCGAUUCCUUGUCUAGUGUCCCAUCUUAGGGUUUCAUGUAUGAACCAGACAUGGUCGACUGUUUAAUUUGUCUCGAGCCAAUGAGGCUUGUGUUUUUGUCGUGUAUUGCGUCUGUUAUCGUGUACAUCCAGGACACGGAUUAUCUCUGUAUCUAUAUUUGUACAGUGUUUUCGAUCGAGAGAACUGUUGGUGAAACUCAUGCCCUAGGUCUUCUAGGAUUGUUGUCCCGAGCCGCUAGAAGCACGGCUAGGCAUUUGUUGGAUCACCCUUCGAUACAUCAUUGGCCUUUGACAAUAGCUUAUCUGUCCGAGAAAUUAAACGUAUCGAAACCGUUGCUCAGUGGCUGCUUUCAAUGACUCUUCGUAGACAUAGCGUAGGAAUUGGUUCCAAUUUCAUCAGAAGGACUAGUUCUGAUUAAAUAGCAAGGAGCACCUAAAUUCCAGAAUAAUACCUUGAAUUGAGAUCGGUUCUGACAGAGUUCAAGACAGAUCAGCGGCCAGAAACACAUGACAUCUC
Messenger RNA from Aspergillus ibericus CBS 121593, 517 nucleotides. RefSeq lists its product as uncharacterized. The transcript has a single exon. The record is from RefSeq and is a predicted model, not a curated record. Lineage: Eukaryota; Fungi; Ascomycota; Eurotiomycetes; Eurotiales; Aspergillaceae. Bases 37 to 357 code for a protein of 106 amino acids.